This is a messenger RNA of Ochotona princeps (American pika), 2186 nucleotides long. RefSeq names its product glycerol-3-phosphate dehydrogenase 1 like (gene GPD1L). Gene Ontology annotation, cellular component: glycerol-3-phosphate dehydrogenase (FAD) complex; cytosol. The transcript is spliced from 8 exons. Gene Ontology annotation, biological process: carbohydrate metabolic process; glycerol-3-phosphate catabolic process. Lineage: Eukaryota; Metazoa; Chordata; Mammalia; Lagomorpha; Ochotonidae. Gene Ontology annotation, molecular function: NAD binding; glycerol-3-phosphate dehydrogenase [NAD(P)+] activity; protein homodimerization activity. The coding region runs from base 227 to 1282 and encodes 351 amino acids. The record is from RefSeq and is a predicted model, not a curated record.
GCUAGGCGUGCGCACUGGGUCCAGGGAAGGACAGGGCGGGUCCUCCCGGCUGUCAGCUGUGGCCUCAGGCACCCGGGGGUGGCUGCGGCCAUUGGCGGAAAGACAGGCGGGCGGGCCGGGCGGCGGCGAGCCGCUUCGGGCCGAGCGGAACGAGCGGAGAGGCAGGCGAAGCAGGCAGGCGUUCGGACAGUCGGGCACGUCUCGGGCUGCUGCAUUCGGCCUGGCCAUGGCAGCGGCACCCCUGAAAGUGUGCAUCGUGGGCUCGGGAAACUGGGGUUCCGCGGUUGCAAAAAUCAUUGGCAACAAUGUCCAGAAGCUCCAGAAGUUUGCCUCCACGGUCAAGAUGUGGGUCUUUGAAGAAACGGUGAAUGGGAGGAAACUGACAGACAUCAUAAAUCACGACCAUGAAAAUGUCAAAUAUCUCCCCGGACACAAGCUGCCAGAAAACGUGGUCGCCGUCUCCAACCUCAGCGAGGCUGUGCAGGACGCAGACCUGCUGGUGUUCGUCAUCCCGCAUCAGUUCAUCCACAGGAUCUGUGACGAGAUCACCGGCCAGGUGCCCAAGCAGGCGCUGGGGAUCACGCUCAUCAAGGGCAUCGACGAGGGCCCCGAGGGGCUGAAGCUCAUUUCUGACAUCAUCCGCGAGAAGAUGGGCAUUGAUAUCAGCGUGCUGAUGGGCGCCAACAUCGCCAGCGAGGUGGCCGCCGAGAAGUUCUGCGAGACCACCAUCGGCAGCAAAGUCAUGGAGAACGGUCUUCUCUUCAAAGAACUCCUACAGACCCCAAAUUUUCGAAUCACCGUGGUGGACGACGCAGACACUGUGGAACUCUGCGGAGCUCUGAAGAACAUUGUGGCCGUGGGAGCCGGCUUCUGCGACGGCCUGCGCUGUGGCGACAAUACCAAAGCCGCCGUCAUCCGCCUGGGCCUCAUGGAGAUGAUCGCCUUCGCCAAGCUCUUCUGCAGGGGCCCUGUGGCCACCGCCACCUUCCUGGAGAGCUGCGGGGUGGCCGACCUCAUCACCACCUGCUAUGGAGGGAGGAACCGCAGGGUGGCCGAGGCCUUCGCCAGGACUGGGAAGACCCUGGAGGAAUUGGAGAAGGAGAUGCUGAAUGGGCAGAAACUCCAGGGGCCUCAGACGUCUGCCGAAGUGUACCGCAUUCUCCAACAGAAGGGACUCACCGACAGGUUUCCAUUGUUCACCGCAGUCUAUCAGAUCUGCUACGAAGGCAGACCGGUCCAGGAGAUGCUGUCCUGUCUUCAGAGCCAUCCAGAACAUAUCUAAAACGGGUGGCGCAGCAGGGCCGGGCAAGCGCUGCCUUUCUCAUCGGCGCAGUGAGACCCCCAGGACACCCAGGACUUGGUAUCAGGACGCUUAUCUGACUGUCAACCCACCGUGGAUGCGUAUGAAUUCUUACAGGUUCAUUUUUUAAUUGUGACACAUGCAUUUUGCCGGCUGAGACAGGCUGGGGACCACUCGACACCUGCAUUGAGGUGGGUGGGUAGGUGGGCGCAUUUCCCAAUCUGAGGCUGCUCCUCUGAAGCAAAUGAAAUGUCCUUUUAAAAAAUGACUUGGGAAUUUUCCCCCACCGUGGCAGCCUAGGAGAUGGGGACUAUCUCAGCUGAGUUUUAUUUUGUUUUUUAGAUACCGUUUGUAUGUAUUUUCAUGAUGCGUUUAAUCAGCAUCAAGCUGAUAGAGUGGUGAAGUGUGUUCAGGAAAUCAACGUAUUUAACUUGUGAUCACUCUGCAAGCCAGCAGAAUUAACUCCUUUGAUUGGGGAUUGAUUAAUCUUUUUUUAAACAUUGAGCUGUUUUUAAUCAGAGCCCCCACGUCCCUACUCACUCCUGCCAAUGGGGUCCCGUGCGUUGUUGGCAUCUGUCUCCCUGGCAUGCUGGCACUGCGCUUUGUCCAGGCUUGGCAGUGGUGGAAAGACGGGAAUAUCAGCUGCGAUUUGCCUGCUGGGCCCCAGUUCCUGCAGUUCACAUGGGACACGUGUGUGAUGGCUUGGCUUCACUUCUGUCGUGUUUGCCAACAUUUCUCUUAGUCCUGGCAGGUCUCCCAAGCAGGGACUGCUGGUACCCCUCCUGUGAAGGUGUCUGGUGGCCAGGAAAGUGAUGGGCAGGGGCCCUCUGGGGAGCCACGGGCUGACCAGCCUCCAGCUAAGUAGAACCACAUGCAAAUGUUCCAG